Dictyostelium discoideum AX4 is the source of this 1365-nucleotide messenger RNA. It is a transcript of the gene mpheS, whose product is annotated as phenylalanine-tRNA synthetase. Gene Ontology annotation, molecular function: phenylalanine-tRNA ligase activity; aminoacyl-tRNA ligase activity; tRNA binding. Gene Ontology annotation, biological process: tRNA aminoacylation. Lineage: Eukaryota; Evosea; Eumycetozoa; Dictyosteliales; Dictyosteliaceae. The record is from RefSeq and is a predicted model, not a curated record. The transcript has a single exon. The coding region runs from base 1 to 1365 and encodes 454 amino acids. Gene Ontology annotation, cellular component: mitochondrial matrix.
AUGAUCAAAAUUUUAAGAAAUAUUAAUAAUAAUAUAGUUAAUAGAUAUGAUGGAUUAAAUAAAAGUUAUUUAAAUAUAAAUUUUUAUUGUUCUACAACUAACAAUAGUAGUGGUAAAAUUGACUAUACAAAGUUAAUACCAGAGAAUGGAAAUAUUUCAAAAUCAAUUACAGAAAAGAUUGGUAAGAAUUUACAUUGUAAAAGAGAUCAUCCAUUGAAUAUUAUAAAGAAAAAGAUUCAAUAUCAUUUUCAAAAUAAAUUAUCAGAUGAAGAACAUAAAUUCCAAUUCUUUGAUUCAUUUGAACCAAAAGUAAGUGUUAAAGAGAACUUUGAUGAAUUAUUAUUUCCAGUGGAUCAUGUUGGAAGAAGUCCAAAUGAUACCUACUAUUUCAGUAAGGAUCAAUUGUUAAGAACUCAUACAAGUGCACAUCAAUCUCAACUUUUACGUGAGCAAGAAAAAGCAUUCUUGGUAACAGGUGAUGUCUAUCGUAGAGAUACUAUCGAUGCUGUACACUAUCCAGUUUUUCAUCAAAUGGAAGGUGUAAAAGUAUUCAAAGAUAAAGUAAAUUUAGCUAUAGAUGGUAAACCAUUCGAUGAAACCAUAGAUUACUAUGAAGAUAAUAACUAUAAACAAUUGCAAUCAGUAAAAGAUGUUGAAAAAGAUCUUAAACAAUCAUUAGAAUCAAUGAUACGUAGUGUCAUUGGUCAAGAUUUACAAGUUCGUUGGAUUGAUGCUUAUUUCCCAUUCACUUCUCCUUCAUUUGAAAUGGAAAUUUAUUUCCAAGGUCAAUGGUUAGAAGUUUUAGGUUGUGGUGUUGUUCAUCCUUCAAUCAUGAAUAAUUGUGGUUUAUCGAAUGAUAGAGCAUGGGCCUUUGGUAUUGGUUUAGAAAGAUUAGCAAUGAUCCUAUUCAAUAUUCCUGAUAUUCGUUUAUUUUGGACUGAAGAUAAUAGAUUUCAUAAUCAAUUUAAAGGAGUUGAUAAGUCUAUCAGUACUUCAUCUUCCUCUUCCUCCUCCUCCUCCUCCUCCUCCUCCUCAACAUUAUCUGAUAUAGAUAUUAAAGGUGUUCAAUUUCAACAAUUUAGUAAAUAUCCAUCAUGCUUUAAAGAUGUUAGUUUUUGGUUAGAAGAUGAAGAAAACUUUCAUGAAAAUAAAUUCUAUGAAUUUGUUCGUGAAUCAUGUGGUGAUUUAGUUGAAAGAGUUGAUUUAGUUGAUAAUUUUACAAAUAAAAAAUUAAAUAAAACUUCUCAUUGCUAUAGAAUUUAUUAUCGUUCAAUGGAUAGAAAUUUAACAAAUGAAGAGAUUGAUAUUCUUCAAUUUAAUUUACGUGAAAAAUUAGAAAAUCAUUUAUCUGUUAAAUUAAGAUAA